Molecule: messenger RNA, 843 nt
Organism: Microdochium trichocladiopsis
Lineage: Eukaryota; Fungi; Ascomycota; Sordariomycetes; Xylariales; Microdochiaceae
Exons: 1
Coding region: 210-689 (159 amino acids)
Source: RefSeq, a predicted model, not a curated record
CUCGAUAGCCGGAGACGUUCCAGACGAAGCAGACCUGUUUCCGAUAUAGAGCACGGACACAUAUCGGCAACAUAUCAGCGAAUGUCUCUAGCAGGGUAUCGUCGGUCAGUUGUGCUGUAAACCACGCCGGUCAUGUCAAGACCGGGCCGAGAGCGUGGCAUGCCAGUGCGGACUCGGACUCGGACGCAGCGCUCUCUGUAACUGUUGUAAUGCUUCUCUACAACGCACAUGGCAUCGUCCUUGCGUCGGUCAGCAAGCAGAACCAAACAAUCACCCGCCGAGGGACAGCAAGGUCGCCUUACAAGCCCUCGCUAACCCGCAACAGUACAUCCUCAAGGAUCAUUGUUGGCCAGCCUGCCGUUGAGGCUAAAGCACAUACUCUCGUGGGGCGAAAGGACUUGACGGUGCCUGGCUACAUUUGUCAGCCGUGGGAAUUGUUAUGUAACGGCGCUCAUGUACCUGCGCUCAUCCUCCAUGUGGCCUUUUUACCAGCCAAUCGCGAAUCACGAAUCGCGCUAGCCCAAGGUCAGGUUUGCUCGGGAUUCCCUUUUUCGAGUGUGGAGGAGCUACCUUGGUCUGGCCAGGGUAUGAUUGAGAUGGUGAGAGAGCACGGGCGAGAUCGACUUGGCCCCCAAUCUGUGGCACUGGGUCGUCAUUGUUGCGACCAAGGGUGUCAUGAUGGCCCAUAGGUUGUUGACAUUGUAAAUUAUGCAGGUGGCUGAGGUCCUUAUUUAGUGCUUGUUAAUGCUUGGGUGCGGUUCGCUGCUAGGCCUAGGGGUUGCUUGCAGGGGCGGGCAAGCUUCGAAGCUUGCCAUUCAGUGGACCACUGGUGUUAUACUAGUC